This is a messenger RNA of Prunus armeniaca (apricot), 699 nucleotides long. Lineage: Eukaryota; Viridiplantae; Streptophyta; Magnoliopsida; Rosales; Rosaceae. The record is from the annotation of a GenBank genome assembly.
AUGCAGUGGGAGAAGAAGAAGAAAAGUGAGAAGACGAUUUAUUUUGUUGAAAGAAACCCAAAAAGCGCGAGGACUGUAAGAGCACUUCCACCCCAAAGGGUAAGGGCAAGGCAGAGGCAAGAUUUUACAAAACACAUUCUACUCUCAAUGUCUAACCUGAGAAGGGUGUUGGAGAGGCAACAUCGAGAAGAUGAAGAAAUCAGGCGCAGACGUGUUGAAGAAGAUCACGAGUUGGAUGAAGAGGAGGAAGAAGUUGUUUUAGUGGUGGGUAUGCUAAAUCAAUCAAGGCAACACCACCGUGGCUGUGCCCCAAAUGUGGAUAGACAUAGGCACUCUCGGGGUAAGAAUCUUUUAGAAGAUUACUUUAUCCCAAAUUCGUUAUAUCCUAAGUACGACGCUCUUGGGGUUUUGGGUCUUCUUUCGGAGCAAAAACUUACAGCUGCUUUACGGAUGCUUGCAUAUGGGGCAUCUGCAGAUCAGGUGGAUGAGAUUGCUAGGAUAAGGAAAUCAACUAUCUUAGAGUGCUUGGUCAAAUUCUGUGAUACAAUAGAAACUCUCUACACGAGGGAUUACCUUCUCAAACCUACGCCUAGGGACCUCCGAAGACUCCUACAAAAGUCCGAGGCUCGAGGUUUCCCAAACAUGAUUGGAGGCAUCGAUUGUAUGUACUGGCAGUGGAAGAAUUGCCCAACUCCUUGA